Messenger RNA from Sinocyclocheilus rhinocerous, 1233 nucleotides. RefSeq names its product vesicle transport protein SEC20-like. NCBI's taxonomy places the organism in Eukaryota, Metazoa, Chordata, Actinopteri, Cypriniformes, Cyprinidae. Gene Ontology annotation, biological process: retrograde vesicle-mediated transport, Golgi to endoplasmic reticulum. Gene Ontology annotation, cellular component: SNARE complex; endoplasmic reticulum. Gene Ontology annotation, molecular function: SNAP receptor activity. The coding region runs from base 7 to 693 and encodes 228 amino acids. The record is from RefSeq and is a predicted model, not a curated record. The transcript has 6 exons.
ACAAACAUGGCGUCCUCCUCUGAUGUACAUGUCCGAAUAUGUGGCCAAGAGAUUAUCAAAUAUGAUCUGGAAAUCAAAGCACUUAUUCAGGACAUAAGAGAGUGCUGUGGGCCACAGGCAGUGCUUAUGGAUCUGAACUCCACAGUGAAGGAAAAGUUCAAUCAGUUAAGACAGAGGAUUCAGGACAUGGAACAGAUGGCAAAAGAACAAGACAGGGAGACUGAUAAGCAAGCUAUCUUGAGUGAAACAGAAGGCCAUCGGAAGCAGAUGUUAAGCAACCAGAUGGCGUGGAGGAAGGCAAAUCUGGCCUGCAAGCUGGCCAUUGACAACCUGGAGAAGGACGAACUGCUUCAAGGUGGUGAUUCAGUUAGACAAAGGAAGGCCACUAAAGAGAGUUUGGUGCAGACAUCCAGUGACAUCACAGAGAGUCUGAUGAGCGUCAGCCGUAUGAUGUCACAGCAGGUGCAGCAGAGCGAGGAGACCAUCGGAACUCUGGCUUCAUCCUCAAGGACUGUGCAAGAGACAAAUGAAGAGUUUAAGGCCAUGACGGGAACCAUUCACUUGGGGCGAAAACUUAUCCUGAAAUAUAAUCGGCGUGAACUGACCGACAAACUGCUGAUCUUUUUAGCUCUUGCUCUGUUUCUGGCUACAGUGCUCUACAUCCUGAAAAAGAGACUCUUCCCCUUCAUUUAGUGGAAAAGGGAACUGUGUCAACUUAACACUGCUCUCCAGAAAUCAUUCUGUGAAUGUUACAACCCAAAUGAGACCCACAGUUCUUAAACCAGUAGUUCUUUCAAAAGGAGAAUUUUGUCACCGUUUCCCCACCAUAAAGUGUGAGCAAGUGAUGACAAGCUUCAAAAUUCUCUGGGGACACAAUAAGGGAGGAUACUGAAGUGCUGUUAAAAAUCUCAAUUAUCAGGAUCACUAAACAGAAAAUCAGGAAGGAAUGAAAUUUUCCUACAUUAGUCUUACUGAUUGCUUUGGCAUAUUCAGUAGUAUAUUUUCUUAACAACGUAGUUGUUUGUACAAUAAUAAAAUGUUUUGAUCUCAGGUUAGUUCUGUAAUAUUCCAGUAACCUGAUGGACAUUGCAUAAACUUCAAAACAACCUUAAAGAUGUUUAUGCCUUAUGAACAAUUGCAAUUAAUUAUAAUCUGCAUAACUGAAGGUUAUGCUUUAUAUGCACUACAGAUGCACUAAACCUUUUUUUAUUUUUUAUAAAGAAGUCUCUUAUG